ACAAAUCUUUUUUUUUUCUUCUCUUUCUCUCUCUAUUUCUGUGUAUAAAACUGUGAAUUACAUGCUCUUCUCAAAUUAAGCAUUUUGGAGACGACAAUGGAGUUUCUAAAGAAUCUCUCAACCAGAACCAGUCAUGCGACUUUCUUCAUAUUACUCUGUUUCUUUCUCGUUUGCACUAAAAACGUUCAAGGAAGAAGACAUCGUAAAGUAGACUGCUUCGAAUACAACGCUAUAAACUGCAGAUCCCACACGGCGUCGCUAAUCGAUUUCGGCGGCGUUGGCGACGGCGUAACUUCAAACACCGCCGCCUUCCAAUCAGCAAUUACCCAUCUAAGUCAAUUUGAAUGCAAAGGAGGAUCUCUUCUCUUUGUACCACCCGGAAAAUGGUUAACCGGAAGUUUCAAUCUCACCAGCCAUUUCACUCUCUUUCUUCAUCGUGACGCCGUUCUUCUCGCUACCCAGGAAGUGGAUGAGUGGCCGGUUAUAGAUCCGUUGCCGUCGUAUGGUCGUGGUAGGGAUGCUGUCGGUGGAAGACAUAUUAGUCUUGUAUUUGGAACAAAUCUUACUGAUGUCGUCAUCACCGGAGAUAAUGGUACAAUUGACGGCCAGGGAGCUCCUUGGUGGGAUAAAUUCCGGCAAGGAAAACUUCAAUAUACACGUCCUUAUUUGAUUGAGAUAAUGUUUUCUCAGAAUGUUCAAAUAUCGGAUAUCACUUUAGUCAACUCGCCGUCGUGGAAUGUUCAUCCUGUUUAUUGUAGUGACGUCAUUAUCCGGGGACUUACAAUUCUUGCACCGGUCCGGUCACCUAAUACCGAUGGUAUCAACCCAGAUUCUUGCACUAACACAAAGAUUGAAGAUUGUUACAUAGUCUCCGGCGACGAUUGCGUGGCCGUCAAGAGCGGUUGGGACGAGUACGGCAUCGCGUUCGCGAUGCCCACAAAACAACUCCUCAUCCGACGUCUAACCUGCAUCUCUCCGACAAGUGCAGUUAUCGCUCUCGGAAGCGAAAUGUCCGGCGGUAUCCAAGAUGUCAGAGCCGAAGACAUCCUAGCCAUCGAUUCCGAAUCCGGAGUUCGAAUCAAAACCGGCGUUGGAAGGGGAGGAUUUGUCAAAGAUAUAUACGUAAAAGGAAUGACAAUGAAAACAAUGAAAUGGGCAUUUUGGAUGACAGGUAAUUACGGGUCUCAUCCAGACGACAAAUACGAUCCGAAUGCGUAUCCGAUUGUAAGAAACAUCAAUUAUCGAGAUAUGGUGGCGGAAAACGUUACGAUGGCUGCGAGAUUGGAGGGAAUUGCUGGAGACCCUUUUAGUGGGAUUUGUAUUUCUAAUGUUACUAUUCAAUUGGCUCCGACGGCGAAGAAGGUUCAAUGGACUUGUACGGAUAUCGCCGGAGUUACUAGCGGAGUGGUUCCUCGGCCGUGUGAUUUGUUGCCGGAAGAACAAGGUGGAGAUGUGGGAGGGGGGUGUGAAUUUCCUUUGGAUAACUUGGCUAUUGAUAAUGUUGAAUUGAGGACUUGUUAUGAGAUUGUAAAGUAUUUUUGAGGAGAUUUAAGGUUAGAAGAAUUUGAAAUAAUUGGUUAAGUUUGAAUAAAGAUCAAUUAUUAGAUUA
Messenger RNA from Impatiens glandulifera, 1609 nucleotides. Its product is annotated as probable polygalacturonase. The transcript is spliced from 4 exons. NCBI's taxonomy places the organism in Eukaryota, Viridiplantae, Streptophyta, Magnoliopsida, Ericales, Balsaminaceae. Gene Ontology annotation, biological process: carbohydrate metabolic process. The record is from RefSeq and is a predicted model, not a curated record. Bases 97 to 1542 code for a protein of 481 amino acids. Gene Ontology annotation, molecular function: polygalacturonase activity.